CACUGCAACUACCAGUAGCCACUCGGCAACUCCCCUCCCACGCGCUCUCUAGGUGCAGUCGUGCCGGCGCGAUGGCCGCACCUUUUUUGCUCGUCGUCUCUGGGGGUGCUGCAGCGGGCGGCGAGGACGAGGCGGGGCUGCCCCUGCUCGAGCUCCGAGGCAUCGAUGACCAGGGCCGUGGGCGCGCGUCAGUCGCGGCGGAGGAGCCGCUGCUCAUCGCCGACAUCUCCACUCACGACGACGAGCCGGGCCAAGUGCCCCUGGUUGAGUUUCGAGGCAUCAACGACUUCGGCCCUGCGCACACGUCCUUCGCGCCGGAGGAGCCGGUGUUCAUGGCUGCUGAUGUCGCCGCUGACGAGGAUGAGGAUGGCGAAGAGCCCCUGCUAAGUCAUCGGCGCCUCAGGUCGUGGGCAUGACUCUGCACUAAAAGAGUGCGACAGAGGGUAGUUGCG
Triticum aestivum (bread wheat) is the source of this 452-nucleotide messenger RNA. RefSeq lists its product as uncharacterized. The record is from RefSeq and is a predicted model, not a curated record. The coding region runs from base 72 to 416 and encodes 114 amino acids. The transcript has a single exon. Lineage: Eukaryota; Viridiplantae; Streptophyta; Magnoliopsida; Poales; Poaceae.